This is a messenger RNA of Trichobilharzia regenti, 1193 nucleotides long. The record is from the annotation of a GenBank genome assembly. NCBI's taxonomy places the organism in Eukaryota, Metazoa, Platyhelminthes, Trematoda, Strigeidida, Schistosomatidae.
AAUGUUCAAACUAUGCUUGUCUACUUUCAGGUUGGCUGCGAAGUAUGCAGGGAUUGGUUACCCAAGACGAGGCAACGGAUGACCAAUAGGAGUGCCCUUCCCUCUUAUCUAAUUGUAUUGCGAUUGGUUGUAAAUAUAAUACUUGACCUUGAGUCUUCGUUCUUACUAGCACGCAACACUUGUGUGAUCACGCUGCUAACGUGCGCUUUGCUCUCUGUUUCAGAUCAUUGCUUGACGAGUGGGAUUACAUAAAUGGCGAGCCUGCCAACGAAAAAACUUUCUUCUUCCAAGUCUCGACCCAAUGAGGCUUCCAAGAACACUUCGCCUGUCAAAGAGACAGCAUCCAACGAGGUGGAUCAAUUAGCUGAAGUGAGGGCUCCAGCUUUUCAGUCAAAUCAGCCUGCUUCGCGAUAUGUCCAUCCCUUGCCGCAUACACUGGAGGUGGGUGAUGAUUUCGAGCUGUGGUCGGACAAGGUGUGCCGAUACAUUGAUCUGAUGAACGUGCCUCACCCGAACGCAUUCGUCAUCGAUUCUGUUGGACGGUCCUUGGAAAUGUACACAAUUGGUUUGGAUUACGUGCAUAUGCCCUUGACCACCCUGUUGAGUACUCUAAGAGCACGUAUAGUGCCACCAAUACCUCCCAUUGAAGCGCUGAAAAGAUUCAGCGAGUGUAACCAGAGACAAGGUGAAUCUAUCAACCAGUUCACCUUACGUCUCCGCAAGCUUGCGCGUCAAGCUAUGCAGGACAAGACAUAUUCAGAGGUUGAAAACGCUAUAUAUUCCAAGUUCUUGCAGGGUGUCGACGUCCGUUACAGGAAGGACUUCAACUUGCACACUCCAGCAUCCAUGGCAGAAGCGGAAGCUAGGGCACGCCUAGUGGAAAGCCUGGAAGAGCCAGGAACCACAUGCCCACAAGUAAACGCAAUGGGAUAUCAGCACACAACAACAAAGCAUGCACAGAAUCCUACACCACCGUGGAAAGGACGCCCACAGUCGCAAUCCACUUCAAGAAACGAUUGCUACUACUGCAGGCGGUUUGGUAAGCUUGCUAGGAGUUGUGGUCACAAUGCAGGUUGGCUGCGAAGUAUGCAGGGAUUGGUUACCCAAGACGAGGCAACGGAUGACCAAUAGGAGUGCCCCUUCCCUCUUAUCUAAUUGUAUUGCGAUUGGUUGUAAAUAUAAUACUUGACCUU